This is a messenger RNA of Osmerus eperlanus (European smelt), 830 nucleotides long. RefSeq names its product calmodulin 1a (gene calm1a). The record is from RefSeq and is a predicted model, not a curated record. Bases 137 to 586 code for a protein of 149 amino acids. The transcript has 6 exons. Gene Ontology annotation, molecular function: enzyme regulator activity; calcium ion binding. Lineage: Eukaryota; Metazoa; Chordata; Actinopteri; Osmeriformes; Osmeridae.
CGGAGGAAUACACACAGCUAUAUAGCAGCAGACAGUUGUGGCCACACACACCUUUCAGCCCAUCAUAGAGUUCCUUGGGUGCGGGUCAAUCUCGUAGUCUAGCUUUAGAAAACCAAACUAUACAGCACCGACAGACAUGGCGGACCAGCUCACAGAGGAACAGAUCGCUGAGUUCAAGGAGGCGUUCUCCCUGUUCGACAAGGACGGAGACGGCACCAUCACCACCAAGGAGCUGGGCACAGUCAUGAGGUCACUGGGUCAGAACCCCACAGAGGCCGAGCUGCAGGACAUGAUCAACGAGGUGGACGCCGACGGCAACGGGACCAUUGACUUCCCAGAGUUCCUGACGAUGAUGGCGAGGAAGAUGAAGGACACGGACAGUGAGGAGGAGAUCCGAGAGGCCUUCAGGGUAUUCGACAAGGAUGGUAACGGCUACAUCAGCGCAGCCGAGCUGCGUCACGUGAUGACGAACCUGGGGGAGAAGCUGACAGACGAGGAGGUGGACGAGAUGAUCAGAGAAGCCGACAUCGACGGAGACGGACAGGUCAACUACGAAGAGUUUGUACAAAUGAUGACAGCCAAAUGAAUCCCUGCCCUCCUGAUCUCCUUAGAAGACAAAAAAGAAUCAGUCAAAUGUUUUACUUACCUCUUGCAAAAAUAUACAUUUAUUCAUACUGUUUCUGUAUAGAAAACAUAACUGAAUGUUGAAAAACAAUAAAUUCUGUCCACAUAAAGAAGUUUAAAGAAAAAAAAAAGUUGAAAAAAAAGCAAAAACAAAAAUGAGUUGCAUGUACUGGUUAGUGGUCGUGUCCCAGCGCAGAGUUCAACAC